CGGUUGAUGAGCGAUUGGUUCAUUGUUGAUAAGUCUAUUAAACCCGAAGAUGAAAAUGAAGGUUUGAUUGAAAUUCUAUUAAUCUGUGCAAACGCUUUCUUGUUAUAUGCUAGUUCUAAUUAUCUUAUUCAUUUAGGUGAAAAUAUUUCAAGUGUAUACUUGAAUAAACAUAUACCAAAAAGAAAGGUUGAAGAAAUAUUGCCGUAUGAUGCCAAUUUUCGGAAAGAGCUGUUAUCUUUAUAUCAAAAUAUGGGCUAUGUAUCAGCUUUACUUGAAAGUUCAUAUCAACACUAUGAACUUGCUUCUUUUUUGCAAGAAUUAAAAGUUUUUGCGUGA
Molecule: messenger RNA, 336 nt
Organism: Funneliformis geosporum
Lineage: Eukaryota; Fungi; Glomeromycota; Glomeromycetes; Glomerales; Glomeraceae
Source: the annotation of a GenBank genome assembly